GUCCCCUCUUUGCAAGCUUCAAAAUACCAGCAGCUUGGGCACACCUUCCUUGCAAGCAAUUUUCGCUGAAUUCUUUGUAAAUGAUUUGAUUUCCCGCCCAGAUUUGUCACGAUGGCCCCUUUUUCAACACAGCCAACCAGCCUGGUUGACUUCGACCAGAAAAGCCUGCUGAUUUCUGCAAUCAGCAUCGCCUUCAACCCGACAUUUUGGAAUAUCGUUGCAAGACAAGAAUACCACAACAAGACCCUCACCCGCCUCUUCGGUGGCCGCUCCCAAACAGCCUGCUAUGGUCUCGCCGCGACCAUCUUCUCCCUCGGCCUCGUCCGCGAUUUCCUCUACGAGCGAGCCCUCCGCCACCAGCCGUCCCACCCGGCCCUAGAAGGCCAGCUCCCGACUCUCGCCGGGUACGCGCUGUUGGCCGCCGGAAACAUCCUGGUCAUCUCUUCGACUUGGGCGCUGGGCAUCACCGGUACCUUCCUGGGCGACUACUUCGGCAUCCUGCAGGAGAAGAUGGUGACGGGCUUCCCGUUCAACGUCACCGACGCGCCCAUGUACUACGGGUCGACCAUGAGCUUCCUGGGAACGUCCUUGAUCUACGGCAAGCCGGCCGGCCUCCUGCUGACGUUCGAGGUCCUCGUCGUCUACCUGGUUGCGCUGCGGUUCGAGAACCCGUUCACCGGCGCCAUCUAUGCCAAGCGGGAUCGCGAGAGGGCUGCCGCUGCUGGGAAGAAGGUAGAGGGCAAGAAGGAGCUGUGAGAAGCGUGCAGUUGGGCAGUGGGCAGGCGUCGUACGCUGCAAUGGUUGGCGAUGUUCGAUGGGG
This is a messenger RNA of Phialemonium atrogriseum, 820 nucleotides long. RefSeq names its product phospholipid methyltransferase-domain-containing protein. The record is from RefSeq and is a predicted model, not a curated record. Gene Ontology annotation, molecular function: S-adenosylmethionine-dependent methyltransferase activity. Gene Ontology annotation, biological process: phosphatidylcholine biosynthetic process. Lineage: Eukaryota; Fungi; Ascomycota; Sordariomycetes; Cephalothecales; Cephalothecaceae. The coding region runs from base 112 to 756 and encodes 214 amino acids. The transcript has 4 exons.